Cydia pomonella (codling moth) is the source of this 11309-nucleotide messenger RNA. RefSeq lists its product as uncharacterized. Bases 400 to 11082 code for a protein of 3560 amino acids. Gene Ontology annotation, biological process: cell adhesion. Gene Ontology annotation, molecular function: calcium ion binding. The transcript has 51 exons. The record is from RefSeq and is a predicted model, not a curated record. Lineage: Eukaryota; Metazoa; Arthropoda; Insecta; Lepidoptera; Tortricidae. Gene Ontology annotation, cellular component: membrane.
AACCAUUAUGCGAUAUCAUAAGUGUGAUUUUAUCGCAUAUCAUUCAAAAAUAAAUACUUAAUUAUCACAUUUGUCGCAUUUCCAAUGUUAUCACUUUACUAUCGCUCAACUUCCUCUUAAAUGAUAUCAAUCGAUUGAUAAUAAUGAUUAUCAUACACGGAGUUAGUUCCAUAUACAUUUUUGUACACGUUGACGUAAAACAAAACAGGAUAUAUUGUAAGAGCUAAUAUUGUGCAAUAAAUAGUGCCUAUUUAAUUAAUAAAACUGUAUACAAAAAAAGUGAAAGAUUUAUAUAAUCAUUACCAAUGAAUUAAACAGUAUUUUACCUACGACCUACGAGUGGCAAGUUUUGUGUAAUUUUAUUGAAAGUGAUUUCCAAAUAAUGGUCAUCCAAACAAAAUGGGAUUUAGGAUGAAUUAUUUAUUCAUCGGAUGCCUUGUGGCAUCGAUAUAUAGCAGUAAUGGUUGCACAAUGGAAGGUGUCACAACUUGGCAGCUACCGAUCACCGUUCGCAUCGAGGAUUAUCAUGACGGCAUUGUUUUACAACGAACUGUUACCGAUAUUGGAGGUUUCACCCUCACAUCGUCUAGUGAUCUUAACCAAGGUCCUUACAUCGUUGCAUCAAUCGAAAAUUCCGCCUUUGUCCUUCGUACAAACGACGCAUACAGAUUGUUUGAGGAACACGAGACCGCCGACCUUAUUAGUUUGACGUACGCCUUCACAUGUACGAACGGACAGACUCCGUCAUCUCCUCUUACGAUCCGUAUAGAAAUAAACGACAACAACAACAAUCCACCGCUGUGGAAGACGCCAGACACUGUCGCAUCAGAAACCACCGCAUACGAUUUCACCAUCGCUACGCCCGUGCCGCCCGGUUUCCUCAUCACCAACUGCGUCAGCGAUAUAAUCGUUAGAGAUAUCGAUCUCACUACAUACAGAAUCGAUUUCAGUAUCGAGGACAAUCCGUAUAUUGGUAUCGAGUAUGACGAGGCGGCCUCGACCGAUGCUAAAGAGUUUAAAGCCGUAUUGAAGAGCACUGCGUUUAUAAGAUCUAUUCCUGAGCCGAUUAUUCUAACAAUCAGUGCUACGGACGUUGACCAAACUGGAGACCCUCCUAUAACAAGAAGCACAACAGUUACCAUACAUGGUAGUUCCGAUUUCGAGCUGCCCCUCGAGCCGAUUUUCAGUCAGGCGUUCUACUUAGCAAGUUAUACCGAAAACAACCAAGUUACUGUGGAACAAUCGAUCACGUUGGAGCAAGGCUAUGAUGAACUUGUACAGUUCAGUUUGGAAGGAGAUUACGCUGCCGAUCAUUUCACCAUUACCGUCAACGGCAAUCUUGUGACUCUGUCAGUCACAAAUGCGCUACCCGCAGCAGCGUUGCAAGAAGGACGGAUUUACUUAGUGGUACAUGCUUCUCGGGAGUACACCAGCGGAGCAUCCGCCACCAUCAUCAUAGAGCUACCUGAAGUUGAGCACCUGGAAUUUGAACGUCCUCAUUACGAGGGAGAGAUCGUGGACAAUACUCUGCAGUUAACGCCACUAGUUUUAAGUCAAGGAUACCAAGGAUCUGAUGUGACUGUGACUGUAGAAGAUUACUCCUCGUUUUUCUCCUACGCGGUCGUUGGAAACACAAUAACCCUGUCGAUGACUCCCUUGGACGAUAACAUUAUUCAAGAAAAUAAUUAUAUAAAUUUGAGAGUCACCGCUUCUACUGGCUAUAGCUCUGCUACAACUAUAGUCACGUUAGAGAUCGUGAAAGAUGACGUCACAACUCCAGUAUUCGAUCAGAGUUUGUAUGCGGGAACUUACGAUCCAGCCGCUGGUCUGGCGGUGGAACCAAUUUUGUUGGCGCGGGGAUAUGAUGAAACCGUCACUGUAACCCUUUCUGGAGAAUACGAAACUUACUUCGAGUUGACUCAGGACGGGCCCUCGUCAACGCUCCGGGUGGCCGGCGACGGCCUGCCCUCGCAUAUCUUAAGCCAGACCCACCUCCACCUCUCCGUCGAGGCCACAAAACCGCGCACCGUCGGCGCGAGCGCUGUUGUGGCUAUCACUUUACCCGGAGCAAGGGAAAUGCAAUUUGAAGCUCAGUCAUACAAAGGAGCGAUACAAGAUAAUAUACUGACACUAGACACGAUCAUUUUAAGUGUCGGUUACGAAGAAGACGUGACUUUUUCGCUCUCCGGUGAUUACUCAACCUCAUUCGCUGUAUCGAACGUGCAAAAUCAAGUGACAAUAAAUAUGCCAGCACAGCUUCCUCAAGAGGUUAUUUCAGAAAACAAUUUCGUAAUGUUGACGCUGUCGGCUGAAGGACUGAACGCGCUGCCGACUACCACUGCUGUGUUACUUGAGAUUAUCAAAGUUGACGCAACGACGCCUGUGUUUAGCCAGCCCAUUUAUGAUGGCACUUUCUUUGGUUCAUUAGGUAUUGUCUUGGAGAAUAUAAACCUACUACAAGGAUACGACAGCAGCGUGACGUUCAGGAUUCAAGGAGAAAACUCUGAAUAUUUUUCUAUUACUCAAAACCUAAAUAGUGUAACGUUGACUGUCCAAUCAAGUAUUCCUGAAGAGGUAAUAUUCCAAGAAAAGGCAUUUGUUUUCAACAUAUUCGCCGAAAAACCACUGACAGUAGGCGCUAAUGCUGCCAUCGUCGUAAGAUUCUCAGAAGACCUAAUAGAGUCUACUGUUAUGCAGUUUGCUAAAAAUACUUAUGUCGGAAGCUUAGAAAAUAACGAAUUGGCGCUGGAAAACAUCGUUCUCGAGACAGGGUUCGCUGUUGGCACACAGUUUUAUCUUUCUGGAGACUAUGCAGCAUCAUUCACGCACACAGUCACAGCCAACACAGUAACUGUUUCAAUGACAAGUGAACUCCCUGCCGAAGUUCUAGAAAAUAACAGAUUUAUUAUUUUAGAAUUAGAAGCACGUAGAGACAGGGCGGUGUCAGUCGUCGCUGGAAUUGUUAUUGAAAUAGUUGAAACAGAAAUUAUAGCGCCUGUGUUCAGCCAAGCAUAUUACAGCGGAAUGUAUACAGAAGAAAAUGCUUUGCAGUUCCAAGAUACUAUUACUCUGAUACAAGGUUUUGACGAAACCGUUACUUUUGGGUUGGAAGGGGAAUCUGCAGCGUGGUUUGGGGUGGAAUGGAAUGGAAAUUCCGUUACUGUAGUGAGUACAGCUCCCCUGCCACAGGAUGUACUGGACAGCCAGCACCAGCUUCUCUUCGGUGUGAUCGCAUACAAACCUAACUCCAUCAAUGGACGCGCUGCUAUUUCUAUCGAAUUACCUAAAGAUUUAUUAGAACAAGAAGUACUACGCUUCGCCCAAAGCAGUUACGAGGGCCAGUUAGACGGAUCCCAGUUGCAAGUGCCGACAAUUACGCUGAGCAACGAAAUUACGGAGAACGUGAUAGUGUCACUGUCAGGAGCUUACGCAACUUAUUUCACUGUAACCCUUGAUUCAAACACCGUUCAUAUUGAGCUUGUAAAUGAACUGCCUUCAGAAGUAAUAACCAACAAUGAGUUCAUAGUACUUGAUAUAAUUGCUUCAAAAACAGAUGCUGUAAGCGGUUACACAGCUCUCGUUCUAAGUAUAGUCAAAGAACCCAUUAUCGUAACACCUGUUUUCGAUCAAGCUUACUAUACUGGUGAAAUCUCAGAGCAAGGCGAAUUACUCUUUGAGCAUACGAUGCGAUUGAUCCAGGGAUUUGAUGAAUCUGUUACAUUUACUCUCAGCGGAGAUGGGUCUGAGAGGUUUAUCCUUACGCAAACUGGGCAGAAUAGUUUAUCGCUGUCUAUCAGUCAAGGAGAAUUAGAAGGGAUAGAAAACAUUAGCCAUUUUGUUUUUUCUGUUGUGGCUAGCAAAGCUGGAAGUGUUUCAGGCCAAGCGGCUAUUGUCAUUCAUAAUACGGAUUCCUCCACAGCUAGAACUAUUAGCUUUUCUCGUAAUCACUACACGGGAUCACUGGAAGACAAUGUUUUGACCAUGGAAGCAAUCAGUAUCGUAGAAGGUUACGGUUCGGAUGUCUAUCUCACGUUAAGUGGAGACUAUGUGGAAUAUUUCCAGUUGGUCGGACAGGACGGCACAUACACAUUGCAGCUAAUAUCUAACGUUCCAAAUGAAAUAAUUGAAGCACGUACUAUGUUGGUAUAUACUCUUGAAGCAAAUGGAGACACUGGAAGGGCCCAUACCACAGUUAUUGUAGAACUGGUUAAAAGUAAUGAAGUAAUUGAGGCCCUAUCUUUUGAUGAAGCUUACUAUCUUGGCUCUUAUUCUGCAACAACUGGUGUUAUGGCAGAUAUACAGCUGCGGAUCGUUACUGGAUAUGAUAGUGAGAUAGUCUUAACUGUACAAGGAGAAAACAGUGCUUGGUUUAUCGUUCAGCAUUCGGAAAGCGUGGUGACAAUAAGUUUAGCUGCUCCUUUGCCAAUCGAACUAUUUAUUGACAACCAGCCAGUAAUAUUUGCCAUCAAUGCAGUCAACUCUGGUGGCAGUACAGCACUAGCUACGAUAGUAGUAUCUUUAGAAGGAGAAUUAUCUGAACUAACUGUUCUUGGAUUCGAAAGAAGUAGUUACCUUGGAACAAUAGAAAGUGAUACAUCAACGCUGCAACCUAUAAUCCUUACGCAAGGAUACAGCUCAGAAGUUUAUUUCACAUUACAAGGAGAUCUAUCCAACUAUUUCACAAUAAACCAACAAGGUUCUUCAGUAAACAUAGUACUACAAAGCACUAUCCCCACUUCAGAAUUACCAGCGAAUGGUAUUAUCGUUCUUGAAUUACAAGCUACUGCAGUUCAAGCUGUUUCCGCAACUACUACUAUAGUUUUUGAGGUAGCCGAUGGAGAAGAUCUCAGUUUCAGUGCUGCAUACUACAUUGGACAAUACAUCGAAACAGAAGGCCUAAUUUUCGAUACAAUCUCACUAGACGUGGGUUACGACCAAGACGUGCAGUUCAGCUUGGAAGGAGAAAACGCUCAAUGGUUCGCUCUGCAAGUGCAGGGGAACGCUGUCACCCUCAUUAUGACUAGCGCUAUUCCGCCUGCGAUCUUAGCCGACAAUCAUCAACUGGUAUUUAGUGUAACAGCACUGAAGCCCAGAAGUAACAUUGCCACAGCAACCAUAGUGAUAUCAUUAAUUGAUGAAUCUACCGUCGUGACCAUUCUUAGCUUUGAACAAACAAGCUAUCUCGGGUCUAUUGCAAAUGAUGCAUUAAGUAUAGAACCAAUUGUCUUAAACGAAGGGUACACGGAAGCCGUCAGUUUUACACUUUCUGGUGAUCUGGCCUCAUACUUUAAUCUACAACAGCAAGGGUCUACAAUUAACAUCGUACUACAGAGCGCCCUUCCAGAGCAAACGUUACCUGCUAACGGCAUAGUAUUACUUGAUUUACGAGCUUCAGCACCACUUGCCAUUACCGCCACGACUACGGUUGUUAUUGACACGCAGAGAACCUUUUAUGUGGAGGAACUAGCUUUUAGUGCUGCGUAUUAUGUUGGAGAGUAUAGCGAAACUAGUGGCUUCACGUUUGACUCCAUUAUCUCGCUAGACGUGGGCUAUGAUCAAAACGUUCAAUUCAUAUUGGAAGGAGAACACUCACAGUGGUUUGCCCUGGAAGUUCAAGGCAAUGCUGUCACGCUCACUAUGUCCGGUGCCAUUCCGUCGGCGAUCUUAGUGAACAACCAUCAUCUCGCAUUUAUUGUUACUGCACAGAAACCCAAUAGUAAUAUUGCAACGGCAACCAUAAUCAUUUCAUUAGUAGACGAUUACACUGAUGCAAUUGUUCUUGGCUUCGAGCGAGCACACUAUCUUGGUUCUAUUGAAAAUGAUGCAUUAACUAUGGAACCAAUUGUCCUUAGCGAGGGGUACACGGACGCCGUUACGUUUACGCUUUCUGGUGAUCUGGCCUCAUAUUUCAAUCUACAACAGCAAGGGUCCACAGUUAACAUCGUUCUACAGGGUGCCAUUCCAGAAGAGACAAUACCUGUGAACGGAAUUUUGUUACUUGAGUUGAGAGCGUCAGCACCACAAGCUAUAACCGCUACGACGACUGUAGUAAUAGAGGCCCAGAAAGCUGCCAAUCUCGAGCAACUUGCCUUUAGUGAAGCUUACUAUAUUGGAGAGUACAGUGAGAACAGCGGCCUCGCGUUUGACUCUAUCAUCGCGCUAGACGUAGGCUACGAUCAAAACGUGCAGUUCGCAUUGGAAGGCGAACAUUCACAGUGGUUUGCGCUGGAAGUUCAAGACAAUGCUGUCACGCUCACUAUGUCCGGUGCCAUUCCGCCGGCGAUCUUAGUCAACAACCAUCAGCUAGUAUUUAUUGUUACUGCACAGAAAUCCAGUAGCAAUAUUGCAACAGCAACCAUAAUCAUUUCAUUAAUAGACGAUUACACUGACGCAAUUAUUCUCGGUUUCGAACGAGCAAACUAUUUUGGUUCAAUUGAAAAUGAUGCAUUAACUAUAGAACCAAUUAUCCUUAACGAGGGGUAUACAGACGCCGUUACGUUUACGCUUUCUGGUGAUUUGGCCUCAUAUUUCAAUCUACAACAGCAAGAGUCCACAGUUAACAUCGUUCUACAGAGUGCCAUUCCAGAAGAGACGAUACCUGCCAACGGGAUAUUGUUACUUGAGUUAAGAGCGUCAGCACCACAAGCCAUAGCCGCCACGACAACUGUGGUAAUCGAGGCCCAGCAAGCAGCCGAUAUCGAAGAACUUGCCUUUAGUGCUGCUUACUAUAUUGGAGAGUACAGUGAGAGUAGCGGCCUUGCGUUUGACUCUAUCAUCGCGCUAGACGUAGGCUACGAUGAAAACGUACAGUUCGCAUUGGAAGGCGAACAUUCACAGUGGUUUGCGCUGGAAGUCCAAGACAAUACUGUCACGCUCACUACGUCCGGUGCCAUUCCGCCGGCGAUCUUAGUCAACAACCAUCAGCUAGUAUUUAUUGUUAAUGCACAGAAAGCCAGUGGCAAUAUUGCAACAGCAACCAUAAUCAUUUCAUUAAUAUACGAUUACACUGAGGCAAUUAUUCUUGGUUUCGAGCGAGCGAACUAUCUUGGUUCUAUUGAAAAUGAUGUAUUAACUAUAGAACCUAUUGUCCUUAUCGAGGGGUACACGGACGCCGUUACGUUUACGCUUUCUGGUGAUCUGGCAUCAUAUUUCAAUCUACAACACCAAGGGUUCACAGUUAACAUCGUUCUACAGAGUACCAUUCCAGAAGAGACGAUACCUACCAACGGGAUUUUAUUACUCGAGUUGAGAGCGUCAGCACCUCAAGCUAUAGCCGCCACGACAACUGUGGUAAUCGAAGCCCAGCCAACUGCCGAUGUCGAGGAACUUACCUUUAGUGCUACUUACUAUAUCGGAGAGUACAGUGAGACCAGCGGCCUCGCGUUUGACUCUAUUAUCGCACUAGAUGUAGGCUACGAUCAAAACGUCCAAUUCUCCUUGGAAGGAGAACACGCCCAAUGGUUCUCGUUAGAAGUUCAAGGCAACGCUGCCGCGCUUGUUAUGACUGGCGCCAUUCCACCUGCAAUUUUAGUCAACAAUCACCAACUCGUGUUUCGGGUUACUGCACAGAAACCCAACAGCAAUAUUGCUACAGCGACAAUUGUGGUUUCGCUAGUAGAUGAUUACACUGAUGCAACAAUACUCGGGUUCGAGCAAGCAAGCUAUUUUGGUUCCAUAGAAAAUAAUGUUUUAAUUAUAGAACAAAUUGUUCUUAACGAGGGGUACACGGAUGCUGUUACAUUUUCUCUAUCUGGUGAUUUGGCCUCGUACUUCAAUCUCCAGCAGCAAGAUGCCACAGUAAACAUUGUUCUACAAAGUACUAUCCCAGAACAAGCGUUACCCGCCAACGGCAUAAUAUUGCUGAAUUUGCGAGCAUCAGCGUUGCAAUCUGUACCCGGGACGACGACCAUAGUGAUUGAAGCCCAGCGGGCUGGAGUUUUAGAAGAACUGGCCUUCAGUGCUGCCUACUAUGUAGGAGAGUACAGUGCAACCAGCGGCCUCGUGUUCGGUGCAACCAUUUCACUAGACGUUGGCUAUGACCAAAAUGUCCAAUUUGCUCUGGAGGGAGAUCACGCACAAUGGUUUGCUCUGCAAGUUCAAAGCAAUGCUGUCACGCUCACUUUGUCUACCGCCAUUCCACCCGCGGUUUUAGUCAACAACCAUCAAUUGGUAUUUAGUGUUAUUGCACAAAAACCUAACAGCAUCAUCGCGACAUCAACCAUAGUGAUAUCGUUAAUUGAUGACUACACGGAUGCAACAAUUCUUGGUUUCGAACGAGCAAGCUAUCUUGGUUCUAUUGAAAAUAGUACGUUAAUUAUUGAACCAAUUAAUCUAAGCGAGGGGUAUUCAUAUGCUGUCACAUUUGCUCUAUCUGGUGAUUUGGCCUCAUACUUUAAUCUCCAGCAGCAAGGUGCCAUAGUCAACAUCGUUUUGCAGAGCACUAUCCCAGAACAGGCAUUACCUGCCAACGGCAUAUUGUUAUUGGAGUUACAAGCAUCAGCGACCCAAUCUGUAUCUGCUACGACGAUUAUAGUAAUCGAGGUUCAACGGGCUGCUGUUGUAGAAGAAUUGGCCUUCAGUGCUGCCUACUACACCGGAGAGUACAGCGAAACCAGCGGCCUCACAUUCGAAAAUGCCAUCUCGCUGGACGCUGGCUACGGCCAAGAUGUUUCGUUUACCUUGGAGGGUGAUAAUGCCCAAUGGUUUGGGUUAUCUGUAAAUGGAAAUUCGAUAACACUAGUUGUGGUGGAACCAAUUCCUUCUGCAAUAUUAAUCGAUCUUCGAAAGAUCAUUAUGAUUGUGACGGCAGCAAAAUCAGAGACCACUGCGAGCACAAUUAUCAUCAUAUCCAUAAUUGACGAUUCGGGAUCCCUGAUAAAUGAGGCAUUUGAUAAAGUCCUGUACGAGGGAACCAUCAAUAACAACGUGGUUCAACAUGAACCGAUUACUAUCACAGGACACGCUUCUGGAAUCGAUAUCGAAAUACUUGGAGUGUACAGGGAGCUUUUCUCAGCCUCUGUAUCGGGAGAUACGGUAUUAAUCGGAGCGGCUGGCACUCUGAAUCUGCCUGAGGGAGUCUCACACGUCGCGCUCGAAUUCCGAGCGGGCAGCGCAAGCGCAGUUGUCAUUUUCAACGUUAUACAAUCAGAAACUCCAGAGCUACCAACGGUAGCGUUCGAGUCCCCAUCAUAUGUGCUGCGCGCGGACAUGGCGCAGACCGGACUACUAGGACUGGUCCAAGCAACAGCGAGCAACGGCGAGAGUAUAACGUACUCCCUAGCUGUCGAUGAUGCUCAUCUCCGAGAGCGGGUUUUGAUUAACAGUGUUGGAGAAAUACAUUUAUCUGCACCAACAAAUACUGGCGUGUAUAGCUUCCAAGCGAUAGCUACAUCAUCUAUCACCCAAGUCCAAGCUACAACGGCGGUACAACUAACAGUAGAAGCUGCCGCAAUCUGUGGAGACGAAAACGCGCUCCCGCCACUCAUAAUCUUGGAUAGAGACGAAGAGGAACCACACACUAACCUCGUCGUCCUCGACAGCGAAGCUCAAGCAGAUUGCCAGUUCAGGCUGACCAAUCGCUGGCCCCUCGACCAAGAUUGGCUCUACAUUGACAAUACUGGUUUACAUGCAAAAGCAAUCGAUCGAGAAGACCCGCGAAUAGCUUUCAUGGCAUUGUCGCAAGUUCAGGUGGAACUGGUAUUGGAAUGCGCUAGUGACACACAGAGUCGAGCUAAGCGGUCUACAUUAAACCCCAGACUAGACUGGCUCGGACCCUACGAAUACGGAAGCAACAGAUGGAUACUUACUGACACAAUCUUAUAUAACUCACGAAGAAGCUUCGUCAACUUGAUAGUUAACGAUAUUAACGACAACUACCCCAUAUUUGUCGGCAAUGAAAACGAGCCCAUUAUAUGUGGGUAUCCUAUUCCGGAACUUGAAGAUAUUGUGCUCCCUCGAGCUUUAGCAGAAUUAAAGGCCACUGACGCUGACGUGGGUGAGAAUGCGGCGUUGUCGUUCUGGAGUGCGUCGGAAGUUUUGGCGGUUGCGUCAAAUACGGGCUUCGUCCACGUCAGGGAUGGAGCCAGCCUGUCGCAAGACCAGCGCCUCAUUGUGUCAGUCACUGAUCUUAACGGGAGGGAAGAUGGUCUAACUACAUCUAUAGAACUUCUGGUAAAACUAUUAGAUACGAGUCAUAUCGCUGUGGUCACUGUCCGCAACGCAUUUUUAGACCAAGAGGAAACUAUUUUGGAAAAUCUGAGUUCAGCUGUGGGGUACGAGGUCAAAGUCCUCAGCUCCGCGGUCAUAUCCGAUGACCCAAGCGAUUCUGCGAAUACAAGACGCAAACGAGAAGUAACCACCGAAGGAGCGUCAUUGCAGCUUUAUGUAUACGGCUUAAUUGAUCGCGAACCGGUGGCCGUUGAUCGGCUUACAAAUGACAUAACAGACAAUAUAAUAACCGGGGUUGAUGUCACGAGCACAGUAUCUCUGGAAGAUUAUCUAGAAGGCCGCGAGAUAUACGGCGGAGGACGUGAUACAGGUCUAUUAGUCGCAACAAUAGUCUUGAGCAUCCUGCUCUUCAUACUAAUGCUGCUUAUUGCCUUAUGGUUCUUCCUCAGAUGGAGAAAAUCACGAAAUUAUGAACAGUUCAGUGACGCUAAUAGUUUAGCCUCUCGCGAUGAACCGUUGGAAUCACCCCAAAAGAUUGACAGUUUGAGAAAACCAAGACUCAAUAUAGAUGAGUUGAAAAGAAGUGAAAGGAGGCUUCAAGAAAUGCUUGACGCUCCGGUUGAAGAAGUUAAACCGAAAGCCCAAACCUCGCAAGUAGAUCCCAAAGAUUCAGUCGACACAGUAAUAAAUAUGGCAUCGACACGUGCCACCGACGUUACACUGCCCAUAGUAAUACAAUCCAUAGACAAGCUUAAAGACGACGAGCAUUCAGGAGAGGAAGAUGAAUUUGGCGAAAGGAAAAACAAGAGCCGGAGAAAAUCAGUAGUUACCUUUAACGAGAAUGUGGAAAAAAUUAUUCACGUAGAAGACAUUCCGGAUGAUAAUUCAUCGGACUUAGAAAUAUACAAGUUUUGAGCUGCUAUUAAAUACAAAAAUACAUGUAAAUAAUGUUACUAAACUCUUUUUAUGUUUUAAUAAUAUAAUUUAAACGUUUAAUCUGUUUCCUUAAAUAAAUUCAUUAGUAUGCACAUCCUUUUGUUAAAAUCCAGAAGCGUGAGUAAGCUCGAGCCAACGACCUCUCAACGACUAACAGAUGUUAUCACUUUUAUUAAAUCUCAAUAAACACUGUAAUUUUUAUUAAA